AAAAAGUGUUUCGUUUGACAUCAGGGAAAAAGCAACUCUUUGUGGCAUCAGAGCGCUAGGUAUUGUCAACAAGCUGAUUACAGGUCCUCUAUGGCGCAUCAUUGAAAACAGCGAAAAUAUACUAGCACUGAAUCCCCAUUUAAGUCAUUUGCAGGUACAGCUUGAUCUCCUUGCUAAAGAUGCAUCGCCGCUGAUGAAUGGGCAGCCUGUGUUUGCAGGUACGGAACUGCACGAAGAUGAAAUAUAUAGAUCUCUCUUUUCAGCUACAGGUGAUCCAGUAAAUGAAACGUAUACUCAGAUGGCCCUCGAGUUGAUUUGUGGAGGGAUGAUGCUGAUAUUAGAAAGACAAGCUAAGGACCAGCUCCCUGGGGGUAAAUUUAUUCUUCCAGGUGAACAAGAAGCUACACGGUCACAGAACGUCCCCACCACGAACACUUGCUCAGAGCGUGACUUCGGUCAGCUUGAUGCCUUGAUGCGACUGAAGCCGUCUGCAAGUACCACUGCAUAUGAGUCUUGUAUAAUGUGGUCAAAUAAUAAGACCAGUUCAUGGUUAAAUUCUUUACCUGCAGAUGAAAAGGAAGUAAUUAUAAAUGAUGCCAGGAGCAAUGCACCAUCAGCUAUGCUUUCUUUCAGGGAAAGACAAAAGAAACUAUUUGAACAUAAACUUGAAAUUCUUAGGAAAAGGCAGCAACAGAAAACAGCAAAAGAAGAAAAACAAUAUUCACAGAAAGUUAAACUAACAAAAAAACUUGAUUCUCUAGGUGGUCUUUGGCUGACAGAAGAAGAUUUAUUUCAGUACAAAAGCAAAGCCCAACAUAAUGAAUAUAAAGAUGCUCUCAUUUCACAGCUUCAAUUUAGGAAGAAUGUCAUCCACAGCAAGGGUCCAAAUGAAAAGUUUCAGCAGGUAUGCAAAGGUAGAUCUUUUUCAGUUGAUGACCUAGAGAGAAAUCUCAUUGACAUUAUUCGUCUGAAUGCCGAUGAAGAAACAGAUGUCGAAAUACUACCAGCACUGCAAUAUAUAAACAUUGACACUGCAAAAAGUAAGUUGAACGAGUCAAAAAAUGCAUUAGCCCUAAAGAUAAGAGAUGGCCGAAACAAAAUUCGUGUGCAGCAGCAGGCAGUUCUCCUCCCACAGGUAAGUACAAAUCCAAAUUUACUUGUUGGUAAAACUUUCAAGCACAAAUGUCGUGAUCCUGAAACAAAUGAAGUCUCCUGGUAUUCAGGUAUGGUCAUAAAAAUGUUAUUAGAAAAGGGCAGAAAAACAGAAUAUAUUGUAAAGUACGAUGACGACGAUGAUGCUGAUGAAUGGAGAAUGCCACUGAUUAUUGACAUGGAGAAAGGUGAUCUGAUACUGUCAUAAUUGAGUCAAAGUAUUUUGUUUGUUUCCAGGUAUGGUUACAAACAUAUUAUUUUAAAAAUAUAUAUAAUGCUCAAAGGAUUUCUUGACUUAAAUAUUGUGUCAAUAGAUGACAGUUUUAAAAGGGGAGGACACUGGAGACAUUGUUAUUUAUUUAAUCAUGAUGAUGAUGAUGAUGAAAGAAGUUUUAUAUAUAAUAAAUAUAGUUUUAAUUAUCGAUCUAACAUGCGCAAGGUUAUGUGCCUUACAGAGUAAUUUCACCACGGCAUGAGAAUGCUGCUUAAAACUGAAAAUUGUUAUUUCACUAAAGAUGUACCAAAAGAAACUGAAGUAUAUAUUUUAGUCACUGCUCUUUCUUUUUCAGAACUUAGUUUUCACAAAAAGCAUGAACAAAAUGUCAUGUUUUAAUCUGAAUAAUACCUUAAUAUAAGAAGUGAGAGAGACAAAGGAUGUAAGGUUGAUUGAAGGGACUUUUUGCGCGUACACUAUUGUUAAUACACUGUUGUUAUUGUACCUCAUUAAUUUUAAAUUGUUGGUUGCUAUGGAAACAGCUUUCUGCAUAACCUUAAGUUUCACAAUAUACCAUUCUCAGUAAGAGAAGUCAUUUGGAAGUACAUACUUAUGAAACCAAUCAAACACUUUUCACAAAUACCUUUUUUCGCACUUUUUAAAAUUUUUGGGUGUUUUGACUUGUUUCUAUGGCAACCCUUUUUCACUAUUCUUUGCAAAUAGAUGCAUGUACAUGUCAUGUGCAGUGAUGUAUGGUUAUCAAAUUGAUAGUGUUUUGUGCUGAUUAUGAGUAUUGGGAUAAGAGUUUUAUUGAACCUAAAUUAUUUACAAAUUGCGUAGUUUUAUGCUUUCAAUUCUUCCUUUUAUGCUUUUGAUUUUGGUUGCUAUGGAGACAGAUUCCGUAAAAUGUUGCUAAAUAUUAUUAGUAAUGGUCUUAAAUUUGCAAACCACCAUAUGUAAAAGUAUUUUGUCUUUUAAUUGACAAAAAAUCUUUAAUUUUAGCAAUUUUCAUAUUGUAUGCUUUUAUUACCCGUUUCGAUAGCAACGGUUUUUUCUGUUAUAUGACUGGAUUUUCGUAAAAAAAUGUCAUAACAUGUUAAAAAAUAUCACUGAUCAAAUUACCUUUCUAAAAAUGUAUACUUUAUUAUGCAUUUACUGAAUAAGCUUAGCUGAAAUAACAUUUAAAGAACAAAUUUGCUUUGUUUUGUAGUAUUUCGGUGCCAUCUACCAUAGUACAUCCCAUUAUAUAAUUGCAUAGGAACUGCGCACAAAAAUCCCUAAAAACGAGAUCUUAAAAAUUCCAUAUCUUAAAAAGUAUUUGUGCUAUAAAGAUGAUAUUGGUCUUGUUUUGAAGGUAAUGAUAUUCUCUAUCCAAAUAACGAGAAAAACACAACAGAUUCAGUACAUACAAAAAUAACCUGAACCC
Messenger RNA from Dreissena polymorpha, 2792 nucleotides. RefSeq lists its product as uncharacterized. The record is from RefSeq and is a predicted model, not a curated record. The transcript has a single exon. Lineage: Eukaryota; Metazoa; Mollusca; Bivalvia; Myida; Dreissenidae. The coding region runs from base 194 to 1360 and encodes 388 amino acids. Gene Ontology annotation, molecular function: 3'-5'-RNA exonuclease activity.